GGGAGACCGGAUAUAGUGAAUGCAGGGUCUGGGGAGACCAGAUAUAGUGAAUGCAGGGUCCGGGGAGAGCGGAUAUAGUGAAUGCAGGGUCCGGGGAGACCAGAUAUAGUGAAUGCAGGGGUCCGGGGAGAGCGGAUAUAGUGAAUGCAGGGUCCGGGGAGACCAGAUAUAGUGAAUGCAGGGUCGGGGAGAGCGGAUAUAGUGAAUGCGGGGUUCGGGGAGAGCGGAUAUAGUGAAUGCAGGGUCCGGGGAGAGCGGAUAUAGUGAAUGCAGGGUCCGG
Molecule: messenger RNA, 280 nt
Organism: Staurois parvus
Lineage: Eukaryota; Metazoa; Chordata; Amphibia; Anura; Ranidae
Source: the annotation of a GenBank genome assembly